UAUUUAUUUAUUCAUGUAUUUAUUUAUGUAUUUAUUUAAUUAGUAAACAGAAUAACUGGAUUCAGCAUUAUCUACAGUCAUGAGUAUUGGUUGGUUUGGUGUGAGUUAGCUGUAUAUUCACUGGAUAUUGGUUUCUUGGCUGUGCUUCAGGAGUUUGCAGGCUGCUAUAAAUCUUGCAGCUAUAUUUGCACAUUCUGAUUUUUAACCAAGAAUGAAGUUGAGUUUUUCAGUUGGGGUGCAGUUAUUAAAUUGGGGAAAUAUUUUGUUUGGGAUAGUCGUUGUAUCUGAUGGUUUGGUAUUUGGGGCAUUCUGUGAGGAAGUGCAGCUCUGUUUCGAUCUCUCCCAGAAUGCAGUGGGAGCAGAGUCUCUCCUUGCGGGAUCUGCCAGGUUUGUCUGCGCCGGCCCGUCUCUACGACCAGACUAUGCUCGCAUCGUCUAUACAUCGUCAAUGUUUUACUGAAUUUGACAUCAGUCACUGUGCUCAGGUAGUUUGCCAAUGCAGAGCACGAAUUCUGAGUAUGGGUCACCAUACUUGGCUGUAUGUCACUUCACUUUCAUGUUUUUGUGUUUGCUGUUUUUUAGCACAGUAAUUGAAACCCCACAUUAUAAAAAGAGGAAGUUUGUCGUUCAUGAAGAAAACCUCAUUGAGCUCUUCAGAAAGUGUCCUGUCUCCACAAGGAGCUGUGUUGUACAUGCUAGGACUGUGGGAACGCUUCUGUGCGUGGACCAGGUUUGCACACACUGUGAACAUCAGAAGACUUGGACAAGUCAGCCAUAUGUCACAAACAUACCUGCAGGAAAUAUCCAGCUGUCUGCAGCUGUCAUUUUUAGUGGAGCCUCCUUCUUGCAAGUGGAAAAGGGAAGGCACUUUUUCUUUACAUACCCAUGAAACCUCUGUGCCAGUUGUAAUAUGACUAACAUUCCUCUUUCUUUGUGUCUAGUUCUUCUAGGCAUAUAAUAUCACAGGAAUUAGUCACACAACCUUCCUGAAACACCAACGGAAUUUACUUUUCCCCACAAUAAACUGGCUGUGGACUGUACACCAAGGUACAGUUAUUUCAGAGACCAUCAACAGUGGAGACAUAGUUUUGGGCGGUGACAAGCGAGCAGACUCUCCAGCUAUGUGGCACUGUGCCAAAUAUGGGACCUACACAGUGAUGGACCUAAGAACAAACCGGAUAAUUGACAUUCAGAGCAAUGAGGUCGGUAACAGCCAACGCAUGGAAAAGGAGGGGUUGCAGCUUGAGCAGAGAGGGCUCCGUGUUCAGAAGAUUGUCACGGAUAGGCUUCCUGCUGUCAUGAAGUUCCUCAGGGACAGCAGACCGGGUGUUGUGCGCAAGUUCGAUGUAUGGCACAUAACAAAUGGUGUUGCUAAAAAAAUGGACUCUCUUGCAAAGCUGAAGAGUUGCAGAGAAGUUGGUGCUUGGAAAAAGAGCAUUGUAAACCACCUUUACUGGUGUAGUGAAAGUUCAUCUACAGGCAGUGAAAUUGUAGCCAAAUGGAAAUCAGUUGCCAACAACAUGCAGAACAUACAUGAGCAUGACAGGGAAUUUCCAAAAUGCCUCCAACAACCGCUUGUGGGAGAUCAAGCAAGAAAGUGGCUCAAACCAACUGCAUGUGAGCAGCUCAGUGGUGUAAUCCUGGCUCCAAAACUGCUUAGGGAUCUUGAGAAUCUAAGUGGUGAUUACCAGUCUUCAUCAAGUUUCGUCAUCCGGUUUGUGCCAAAGAGUGUGGAAUUCUCCUAUGUGGGAAUGUUCUCAUCUGCAAUUAUUGCCUUGGACAAAUUUCUUAUCACAACUGGCAGCCAUGCACUACAAUGAAAACAGUGCAAGAACACAAGCCACUACUGCUGCUGGACAGCUUAGAUGGCACAUACAGUAUCCUCGCUACAAAAGGGUGAAUGCACAAUGAGCCCGCUAAAGAGAAGUCCUACAUAUGGUUAUUUCUUUGAGGUUCGACUAUGAGGCAAUUUUGUCAUUUUUAACACUAUUUUCAUUGUAUGCUGCAGGGUAUGUAGAUGGGCUGAUGGAGUUGCUUUUUGACUGUGUUGAGCAGCCCAUGCAGUUCCAGGACAGGCUCAAGCAACUGCAGGUUCCAGAACACCUGUGCAAACAGUUUACCAGACCUAAUAAGUUGGAUGCUGUGGCACUGCACACAUCACGCUUCAAGUCGAUUAACUGCACAGAAUAUAAGAGCCACAUAAUCUAUGCACUAUAAUUCUUCAUAUCCACUGUCAAGUAACUUAAAUUUUAAUAAGAGUAAUUGUGGAUCUGAUAUUUAUUUAUUUUUACAUUACCAUUGACGAAAGAGAAC
Molecule: messenger RNA, 2313 nt
Organism: Cyprinus carpio (common carp)
Lineage: Eukaryota; Metazoa; Chordata; Actinopteri; Cypriniformes; Cyprinidae
Exons: 6
Coding region: 1122-1820 (232 amino acids)
Source: RefSeq, a predicted model, not a curated record